AUGGACUUCUCUCCAGCUGCUCUCGCCAAAUCUUUGCUUCCCCGAGUUCCUUUGUUGGGAAAGACAGCCAUUACCCAUACGCUAGGACGUACCGAACAGUCAGGAAAAUGGGAUUUACGGACUGCUCUUGUGACGUCUCUUAUCCGAUCGUAUCUCCUUGAUAGCCCGCCACAAGCAGUAUCAAAGAGUCAAAAGGCGAGUCUGAAAGAUCCAGGUGUAAAAGGGAGGGUAUGGAUCAGUAAGAUCACCAUGUCACCACCAGCAGAGGACGACAUCAGACGUUCUAUUUUCCACAUUAUUGAAUCCAUGAAAGAGUCUGGAGAAGCAGAAGGAGGGUAUAGGGAACCCGAAAUGGUACCUGUGGAAGCAGAAUGGACAGGUUACCGGGCAGCAGCAACGAAGAAAUCGCCUGAAUUGAACAUCUCAGAGGAGGAGAAAUAUAAAGAAAUGAUGAAAGAAGUCACCUCACCAACAACGAUCCUCUACUUCCACGGUGGAGCUCACUAUCUUAUGGAUCCCGCUUCCCACCGACCUACCUGCAAGAAACUAGCAAAAAUAACAAAAGGUCGAUGUCUAAGUGUCCGAUACCGACUAGCUCCCCAGAACCCCUUCCCAUCCGCUCUCAUCGAUGCUCUAGUAUCUUACCUUACGCUCCUCUAUCCACCUCCUGGGUCUCUCCAAGAUCCUGUCCUGCCAGAGAACGUCGUCUUCGCAGGCGAUUCAGCAGGAGGAAACCUAUGUCUCUCCCUCCUCCAAACCAUCCUCCAAUUCCAACGUCUAAACCUCCGACCCCUCUUCCACGGAUCUUCACGCUUCAUCCCUCUCCCAGCAGGCUGCGCAACCGCCUCCCCUUGGUGCGAUGUAACAUUGUCCCUCCCGUCCCACCUAAAAAACGCACCCUUCGACUACCUCCCCGGCCGAACCACCCGCCCCGUCGACGGCAUCCCGUACCCACCAUGUGAAAUCUGGCCUUCCAAUCCUCCCCGGAAAGCGUUUUACGCAGAUGAUGCGCUUCUUUGCCAUCCGCUUGUUAGUCCCGUGGUGGCAGAGAGUUGGGAGGGCAGUUGUCCUAUUUAUAUUGCGGUGGGACAGGAGUUGUUGAGUGAUGAGGGGAAACAUGUCGCUGCUAAGGCGAGGAGACAGGGUGUUGAGGUUGUUUUUGAGGAGUUCGAGGCGAUGCCUCAUUGUUUUGCGAUGAUCUUUGAGGGAAUGGAGGGUAGCAAGCGGUUUUUUAAUGGGUGGGGUGCGUUCAUUGGGAUUGUUAGCGGUGGGGAUGGGAAUAGGAAGGUGGAGAGUAAAGGGAGUUGUAUUGUUGCUAAGACUUUGAAGGAGAGGACGUUGGAUUUUGGAACUUUAAGUGAGUUAAAGGAUGAGGAGGUCAAGGAGUUCAUGAGGGAGGGAGCGAGCAAGAUGAAGACUUUCGAAGGGGAUCCUCUGACUGCUUCGAAAUUGUAG
Hymenoscyphus albidus is the source of this 1455-nucleotide messenger RNA. The record is from the annotation of a GenBank genome assembly. NCBI's taxonomy places the organism in Eukaryota, Fungi, Ascomycota, Leotiomycetes, Helotiales, Helotiaceae.